Messenger RNA from Lacerta agilis (Sand lizard), 2103 nucleotides. RefSeq names its product chromobox 6 (gene CBX6). The transcript is spliced from 5 exons. Lineage: Eukaryota; Metazoa; Chordata; Lepidosauria; Squamata; Lacertidae. The record is from RefSeq and is a predicted model, not a curated record. Bases 132 to 1334 code for a protein of 400 amino acids.
AGUCAGUCAGUCACACACUGAGGAGUGAGGGAAGGAAGGCGAGGGAGCGGGCGGGAUUAUUAUGGGCUGUGGGUGCUGCUGCUGCUGAGGGCUGAGCAAAAUAGAGAGAAAUAAAUAAGAAAUAAACAAAAAUGGAGCUGUCUGCAGUGGGCGAGCGGGUGUUCGCGGCCGAAUCCAUCAUCAAGCGGCGGAUCCGAAAGGGACGCAUCGAAUACCUGGUGAAAUGGAAAGGCUGGGCCAUCAAGUACAGCACUUGGGAACCUGAAGAGAACAUCUUGGAUUCUCGUCUAAUUGCAGCCUUUGAGCAAAAGGAACGUGAGCGUGAGCUGUACGGACCUAAGAAGAGAGGACCCAAACCCAAAACUUUUCUGCUGAAGGCUCGGGCCCAGGCGGAGGCCCUACACAUUGGGGAUGUACAUUUUUCUGUCAAGCCUAGUUCUAGCACAUCCUCUCCCAAACUCCACUCCAGUGCUGCAGUGCACCGACUGAAGAAGGACAUCCGGCGAUGCCACCGUAUGUCUCGGCGCCCUUUGCCCCGCCCAGACCCCCAGAAUAGUGGAGUUGGCGGGGGCACUGGCAUCCGGCCUCCUGUCUCUCCCUUUUCAGAGACUGUCCGCAUCAUCAACCGCAAGGUGAAGCCUCGUGAGCCCAAGCGCAGUCGCAUUAUUCUCAACCUGAAGGUUAUUGAUAAAGAUGGGAAAGUGGGAAGCAGGGGAGGAAGUUUGGCUCGGCCCAAGAUACCUUCACGAAACCGUGUCAUUGGCAAGAGCAAGAAAUUCAGCGAGAGCAUGCUUCGUAACCAGAUCCGCCACAUGAAGUUUGGAAACUUCCCGCUGUACAACAAGCCGUCCGCUCCAGUCCCAUCCUUGGAGGGGAAGACAGAGGCAGGAGGCUCCCAGGGUGCCUCUUGUGGGCUCGUGGGCUCUUCUGCCUAUGAUGCCCGCAGUUCCAGCUCCUCUGACUGCCCCUCACCAGCUCCACACUCCUCAUCUGAUCCAGAUGAUUCCCCACCAAAGCUGCUUCCUGAGACUCUAAGCCCAGCCAUUCCUGACUGGCGCGAAUCAGAAGUCCUUGAUCUAUCAAUUCCACCAGAAUCAGCAGCCACCAGCAAGCGGUCUCCUUCCGGAGGAGGGGGUCAGAUGCCAUCAUCUCCAUCCUCCUCUGACCCAGAGCAGGAGGCUGGGGAUUGGCGCCCUGAAAUGUCUCCCUGCUCUAAUGUGGUGGUCACUGAUGUCACCAGCAACCUUCUGACGGUCACCAUCAAGGAAUUCUGCAAUGCAGAGGAUUUUGAAAAGGUGGCAGCAGCUGGAGGUGGUAGUGGAGGCAGCAAAUGAGAGGCUGCCUUCCUUCAGUGCGGUUGGGGGGAGGGGGAAGGGACAGGGAGGCUCUACUGCAAGAUCAUGCAUGGUGUGAAUGCCUGUUUUCUUCUCUCUCCUCCUUAUCCAUUCUUUCUCUCUUUGCUUGGAAAUUAAGAUGGUAGUAGAGGAAUGGGAAUGGAUGUGUUUGAAGUUUCCAAAUGUCACAGCUGCUAGGGGUUAUGGUGGGGCAUGAGUUUCCCUUUUAUCUUCAAGGGUUAUGUUGCGCUGACUUGGACCUGGUGAAUAAGAACUUGGGUGAAUGGGUUGGUAUGUUUAAGAGGGGAAGGAUUUGCUUUUCCAUCCUCUUUAAUGAAACAGAUUCUUUGGUCAACACAGGCAGAGUCGGCAUUCCUGUUUUCCAACUCUGCACCUCUGUACCUUUCACCUUGCUCUUAUAUCUGUAGCUUUGGUGAGAUUGUAUUGACUAUACCCUAGGAAGAAGCAGCUUUUUAAGGGGAAGGGAGGUUGGAGAGUAGAUCACAUGAUUAGGUGGGGGCUGCUACAGAACAUCUGGGGAAACUUAUGUGCCCUAAAUUUUCAUCCUGCUCCUGGGCACUCUUCCUCCUUGCAUAUGCCAAAGUGCUAACUUGGUAAUUGUGGUAGCCCUUGGAGUCAGCCUAGGCACAUUCUAUCACUCCCAUCUGUCUUGAACCAUUUCUCAGCCUGGUUCUAGGACACCCUGCACAUUUUUUUUGUGGCAGGCCAAACUAGAGUUUCUUCAGCUUUCUUAAGUUGUCGGUCUUGU